UCCAUUUCUACUCCUCUUUUCCUUUUUGUUCCCCCUCCCCCACCACAACCAUAAGAUAAGGGUCGCAAAUUUACCCCAGGGAAUAUCUCCAGAUACAUUCGUUCAUCUUUUUUCGAAUCGACUCUGGGAUAGACCUCCCGGACCCCUGUCAAUCCUUUCCUUUUUUUUUUUUGUGUGUCAACUUCUCACCAACUCCCUCAUUCUUCAAGUCCAAGGAAAUUCGAAAUUUCUCUACAUACACUCCUUUUUUUCGUCGCUCUCUAGCCAAUUUAUACUCGGAAGAGGGGAAUAUCUUAAUAAAUCCCUCCCUUCCUUAUUAUCCCGAACCAGAACAAUAAACAACUGAUAUCACCGUCACGCUGUCUCCAUUUCUUUCGCUAUUCCAAUCAACUACCGCCACAAUGUUCAAGCGCUCGUUCCGGUCCAAGGACCGAGUCGACAAGUCGGCGAGGCUGAAGAAGUCCAGUAGCAGCAACAACAAUAACAAUACGGUUCGGGAUCCUCAACAGUUGGCGAAACUACAACGGUCUAUCGAGGAGAUUCUCCCUGCCAAGAGAACCCUUAACUUUCCCAUCGUCACACUGACCGUUGGAAGAGAAGCACGGCUGUUCGCAGCCCACGAGGAGGUCCUAUGCCAGUCGCCCUUUUUCGAACGGGUGUGCCGGGACCAGUACCUCGAGGCGCAGAACAAGAGAAUUUCGCUUCCGGACGAAGAACCCGAGAUCUUCUCCGCCGUACUCGAGUACCUCUAUAAGGGUGACUACUACCCACGCUUGGUACAGAACAAGCACCGAAACUCUUGGGAGCUUGAGGACGCCGUGAGAUCAUCCGACCCUUCAGAAAACAACCGAGCUGGCCGCGGAGCUGUCGAGGCCACAAUGCAUGUCUCCAGCGUGGGACAACAUCUCUUGCGGGAUACCGUCGUGUACUGCGCCGCCGAUAGAUACGGACUCGAGGAGCUCAAGCGCCUUGCUCUUCGGAAGCAAGGCCUACAGAGCGGCAUUGAUGUCGGAACGAUCCUUCGAUCGGCGCAGUACGCCUACGACAACACGCCGGACACGGACUCGCGACUACGCGCUCACUAUCUCGCCCUAAUCAUCCGAUGUCGCAAGACAUUUAAGAGGAGCGGAACCAUGCAGAUGGAGAUGGAACGGGGCGGCAAACUUUUCUUUGACCUAUUCGUGGCCAUGUGCAACCAUCUAGACGACAUCGUCGAUAUGAGCAACGCUCGAACGCCUAAGACGAUUUGAGGAGCUCUCGGAAUUGCACUUACAACAUACACCCAUCAACUAAAC
Molecule: messenger RNA, 1295 nt
Organism: Daldinia caldariorum
Lineage: Eukaryota; Fungi; Ascomycota; Sordariomycetes; Xylariales; Hypoxylaceae
Exons: 1
Coding region: 402-1250 (282 amino acids)
Molecular function (GO): protein binding
Source: RefSeq, a predicted model, not a curated record